UAAAAUAAGGGGAAAAGGGAGAAGAUUAGAGAGAGAUGUAGAUGGUAAUUGUAUUGUCUAUCCUUUGAUUUGUCCAUGCUAUAUAUAUAUACAAAAUGUAAGUAUGUAACCUUCAUGGAAAUUAAGAUUCCAUUUAAGCGGGGUUACAAUAGAGGUAAUUACAUAUGGGGGUUACAAUGGGUGGCAUAAUACUAGGGAGUUACAAAUGAUAAUGAACAUCCACAUAGAAUAUAUUUUCUAACAUUUUUUUUUUAAUUUUUUUUUUAAGACUUAAAUAAGAUUUGAACAACAAAAACCAACGUUAGUUGGGUCUCAUCAGAAUUUAGCAGUCGUAGUUCGCGAAGCUCUGAAAAUGGCGAACGAAGAAGAGAGACUCCUAGAAACUCAAUUAGAGCUUCAAUUGCACGAACAAAAGGAUUCUCUCUCUGCUAUUCAAGAUGCUCUAAUCUUCGAUUCCCAAAAUUCCGAGCUUCUCAGUGUCCAAGACGAACUUGUUUCUGCCAUUAAAGAUGCAGAGGAAGGACUUUUUCACCUUAAACGUGCACGGUUGUUACGUGAAGUUGAUUUUGCUACGCAGGGAUAUGAAUGUUCAAAUAAAGAUGCUGAGGUUGAGCAUAUUAAGCCUGCAGAACUGGAUACUUCCAAGCUUCCAAGUGAAGAUGUAGAGGCAGAACCAUUACAUUCUUCUAAUGUUGAAGUUGAAACUUUGGAGGAGCCAAGUUAUUUUGUUGGAUCUAAAUGUAGAUUCCGCCACACUGAUGGGCGUUGGUAUAAUGGUCAAAUCGUGGAGUUGGAUGGCUCUUCUGCCAGAGUUUCUUUCCUCAAUCCAACGUCAGAAAAAAUGAUGAUGUGCAAGUUCUUCCUUCAACAACGGUGUCGAUUUGGUGCUAACUGCCGGUUAUCACAUGGAACACUUAUGUCGCUGUCAUCCCUGAAGAAGUAUGUGUCACCUUGCUGGGGGCAGCCAUUGGUAGGAGCUAGUAUUUUUGCAGUUUCUAGGAGUGGAGCUAGCAUUUGGAGAGAAGCUGAACUUGAGUCUUGGGAUGACAAACUCAAUCAAGGCCAGAUUGUAUUUCGUGAUGAUGGAAGCUCAGAGACGCUGGGGGCUGAAGCAAUGGCAUUAUCACAGCAUGCAGAAGCCAGCAAUGAUGAAGAAGAUAGGGAGACUGAUAAUUCAGAUUCUGAGAACUCAGGUUCAAGUGAUUAUGAAGAUGUAGACGAUGGUUUUCCACAAGGUUUAGGCUUUGUUAAAAGCACUGCCUUGCAGAAGGGGAUUCAAACAGACACCGCCAUCUUUGCCAAGUGGGAGAAUCACACUCGGGGUAUAGCUUCCAAAAUGAUGGCUAAUAUGGGCUUCCGUGAAGGAAUGGGUCUAGGACUAGCAGGCCAGGGCAUGGUGAACCCAAUACCCGUGAAAGUUCUCCCAGCAAAACAAUCCCUUGAUCAUGCUAUGCAAUCUGUUAAGAACGAGGAGAGAGAUGAGCAUCCAGAAAAGAAUAAAAAACAAAGCAGGGGUGGGAAGAGGAAACGUGAAAAAAAUUUUGCAGAAGCAGCGCGGGCUGCUAAGCAAGAGGAGCAGAGGCCUGAUGUCUUCAGUCUAAUCAACAGUCACCUUGCAACGCAUGGGCGGAUGAUUAAUAAUGAAAGUUCAGUGAUGAAGAAAAAGAGCAAAGAGGUUAAGAAAGAAGAUAGACGUUCAAUGAUUGCUUAUGAAGAGGAGGUGAAGGAGUUGAGGAAUCGAGUGGAAAAGUUGGAGGAGAUGGCAAACCGUAAUAGGAAGGAGAAGGCUGUGUACGAGGCAGCAAUGAGGAAACUGACAGAGACUCAGAAAGCUUUGUCAGAAGCCGAGGCUAAGCACGCAUCGACUUCAAAUGCAGUUGUUAGCAAAGAGAAAGAAAAGAAAUGGCUGAAGUUUUAGCAUUCAUUGAUUAGAAAUUUAGAAGUAUAGUAAUUUGUUAUUAUGUAUCAAUUAUGCAUGUUGUUGAAGUAAAUUAUCAAUUUGCUAUGGUUGAUGGUCAUCUUCAAGUUUUUUGCCAAACAAAAAAAAAGUAACAUCAGUUGUAAACUUAUGUGGCAAGUACAAGGGGUGCAUUAUCUAUACCAAUUCGGAUAAUUGUCCUGAAAUUUUUAUGAUAAAAUGACAUCAUUGGCCAAAGUGUUA
This is a messenger RNA of Chenopodium quinoa (quinoa), 2161 nucleotides long. Its product is annotated as zinc finger CCCH domain-containing protein 22-like. Gene Ontology annotation, molecular function: metal ion binding; nucleic acid binding. NCBI's taxonomy places the organism in Eukaryota, Viridiplantae, Streptophyta, Magnoliopsida, Caryophyllales, Amaranthaceae. The record is from RefSeq and is a predicted model, not a curated record. The coding region runs from base 353 to 1918 and encodes 521 amino acids. The transcript is spliced from 4 exons.